UCCAGCACAGCACUGCUCCCAGCUCCCAGGAUGGAAGCUUGUCACUCUCCAGAGCAAUUCAAUGUCACCUCAUAUGCUGCCACAGCUGUGGCCAUCAUCACCUUUGAAGCAUUUGCUGGCAUGUGGAUAAAUGCUUUCAUUGUUUCUGUGAUUUGCAUGUCCUGGGUGAGAAAGAAAACCUUGAACUCUAAUGAGAAGAUCUUGCUUUUUCUGGGAUCCUCCAGGUUUUGGUGUUUGUGCAUCUCAUCGGUAUACUCCUUUCUCUCAAUCAUUUAUCCCCAUUUCCUUUACGUUCUCCCCACACUUACACUAUUUGUAUCUAUUCAGAGCUUUUUAAAUUACUCCAACAUAUGGGUUUCUGCGUUUCUUUGUGUUUUUUAUUGUAUAAAAAUUGCCACUUUCAGGAACAGCUUCUUCGUCUACCUGAAAGUGAAAAUUGAUAGGAUGGUGCCCUGGCUCUUGUUGGGGUCAGUGUUUUUCUCCCUGGUUAUUGGAACUGUUGUCUACGACGUCACCGAUAAAGCUUUCUGUAAAAACCUCAAUUUCACCUGCCAAGGAUGUAUUUGGAAACCAAGUAUCCAAAUAGAAGAACAUUUUUUCCCCAUUUUUUUUAUCACUGGCUUUGGAUUUGUCACUUCAUUCAUGGCAGUCACCUUUUCUGCCCUUCUGCUUCUCUUUUCCCUCUGGAGACAUAAUUGUAACAUGCAGACAAACUCCAUGAAGGACCUCAGCAUGGAUGCCCACAUCAAAGCCAUGAAAUUUAUUCUCUCCUUUUUAGUAAUGUACAGCAUCAACUUUGUAUUUUUGAUCCUGACACUGAUUUACGUCCCUAGAAGACAAAGUUAUGUGCAUUUUCUUAUUUAUAUAAUGCUAAAUGCUUUUCCAGGUGUUCAUUCCCUUAUUCUGAUUUUCAGCAAUCCCCACCUGGAAAAAAAAAUGCUAGGGAUUCUUCCCUGUGUGAAGUGCAAGGUUUGCAUGAGGUAG
Messenger RNA from Empidonax traillii (willow flycatcher), 984 nucleotides. Its product is annotated as taste receptor type 2 member 40-like. Gene Ontology annotation, cellular component: membrane. Lineage: Eukaryota; Metazoa; Chordata; Aves; Passeriformes; Tyrannidae. The coding region runs from base 31 to 984 and encodes 317 amino acids. Gene Ontology annotation, biological process: G protein-coupled receptor signaling pathway; detection of chemical stimulus involved in sensory perception of bitter taste; sensory perception of taste. The record is from RefSeq and is a predicted model, not a curated record. Gene Ontology annotation, molecular function: G protein-coupled receptor activity; bitter taste receptor activity. The transcript has a single exon.